Messenger RNA from Eriocheir sinensis (Chinese mitten crab), 1710 nucleotides. RefSeq names its product snRNA-activating protein complex subunit 3-like (gene Pbp49). Gene Ontology annotation, molecular function: RNA polymerase III type 3 promoter sequence-specific DNA binding; RNA polymerase II cis-regulatory region sequence-specific DNA binding; core promoter sequence-specific DNA binding. The coding region runs from base 272 to 1549 and encodes 425 amino acids. Lineage: Eukaryota; Metazoa; Arthropoda; Malacostraca; Decapoda; Varunidae. Gene Ontology annotation, biological process: snRNA transcription by RNA polymerase III; snRNA transcription by RNA polymerase II. The record is from RefSeq and is a predicted model, not a curated record. The transcript is spliced from 11 exons. Gene Ontology annotation, cellular component: snRNA-activating protein complex.
UUUGCCCAUUAAAACAUAAUUUGUGUCUUGAUAAUAAUAUGCCUACUCCUGCAAGAUUUUUACCGCAUUUUGUCUCAUAUACGUGGAAUACUGUCUGUUCCGUAUAUUUAUUGUUUCUUUUCCCAAGAGGCAGCGUUACAAAGACCUGAACAGGGAGAAAAUAUCCCCAAUCGCCUGUGACAUCAAGAUCAAGAUUCACGCACCAAAUGUAAACAAAGUAAAAUAAAAGAAAGAAGAGUGUCUGGGCUCAACAGGAAGGGUGUCCGGCGCCAUGGAGGACAUCUACAGCCUCAAGGGCGUCCCGGGGGUGUGCGAGGAGCCCCUUGACCUGAAGGAGUAUUUCGAGCGGUACGCCCACGCCCUCGCCGCCUCCCCGCUGCAGGGCUCCAGGCUGGGCACACAGGAGGCUCUUCGAAAGUGUUUCCCACCUCCUCCUCCUGAUGGCACAGAAGACCCCUUUGACCUGGAGAAGCUUGAGGCAGCCUGCAGCCCAGACCUCCUGACGGUGAGGGACGAGCUGGGGCCGGGCACCGCACAGCUGCCGGCAAAAAAGUCUGGUCGCUUCCACAACUGGUACACAGGCUCAUUCAAGGACAUGUACAUUCCUGAAGGAGGUAAAGACACGCUGCACACUCUGGCAUCCCUGGCCGAGGAACACUCCCGGAGGAAGAAUAUUGCAGACUACGCUCAACUCAGGAACAGAAACCUCAAAUACUUCAACACACUGCGGCUGGUGGAAAACAGUGGAGGUUCCCCCGACCCACCUGUUGGUGCCAAGGAAGGGCUGCCAGAGGACCUAAAUGAGAUUGUGAUCAACGUGAGGGUGCACAGACCUUUCCACAAGAGGAUGUACGGCAACAAGUUUCAAAGCACCUUCCCCAAGCAUAGCCAGGAGCUGCUGCUACUUGGCUCUCAGAAGCUGACUGAGCUACGUGACAGCAUAGUGUGCAUCAACACCCUUGCUGUGGGCCAGGACCUGUCACCCCUCCCUGAGUACAAGAACAUCAAGUACAUCCCCACUGCUGUCACAGAGUUCCCUUCCAGCUUCAUAUACAUCAAUGGAGUCUUUUACAAUGACAUGAGGCAUCCCAGUGCAAAGGACUACAGUGAGGUCAUCAGGAAAUGGGCUCAGAAGAGGAGUGAGAUAGGCCCAUUGGUGACGAAGAGGAUGGAGGAUACGUGUCUAAGGGACUUGAAGCUGCGUCUGGGGUACCCAUAUGUCUUCCUCCACGUCGGCAACUGUGAGCACAUAGUGGUGUUCACUGAUGCCAGGAUGCUCCACAAAAGUGAUGUGCAAAAUCCAGCCCGUUACCCAGUCUCUUGGGGCCAGCCCAGAAAACUGUCUGCCCGCUGCCAACUUUGUUACCUCAACCUGGCCAACUGGAUAGCAAAGGGUGACCCAAGGCUGCCCUUGGAGUAUUCCCUUUUGUGUCAACGCUGCCUCAAGGCCUUUUGCUAUGACAAGUACGGCAAAAAGGAACACACGCUCAGAGUCUACCCAUUCAUGGAUGAGUUUGUGCAGCAGCAAAGAACAUAUGAAGUGCUUUAAGGAAACCUGUCAGUAUGGCAAAAGGUCCCACGCCAGCCAUCACAUCGUACAGGACAUCACCGUGUCGCAGCCGUCCCACAAUUCUGCCAUGCUCGGUUGAGAGGCGAGGGUUCCAGUACACCCGUGCAAAGUCCAUUGUAUAUGUGGACCCAUUUUCUUUC